Dromiciops gliroides (monito del monte) is the source of this 1054-nucleotide messenger RNA. RefSeq names its product sperm acrosome associated 1 (gene SPACA1). Gene Ontology annotation, cellular component: acrosomal membrane. The record is from RefSeq and is a predicted model, not a curated record. The coding region runs from base 104 to 1054 and encodes 316 amino acids. The transcript is spliced from 8 exons. Lineage: Eukaryota; Metazoa; Chordata; Mammalia; Microbiotheria; Microbiotheriidae. Gene Ontology annotation, biological process: acrosome assembly.
CCCGGGGACUGGGCGCCUGCAGGGCCCAGCAGGGUGCCACAGGGUUUUUGCGCGUUCUCGGUCUGGUGAAGGCUGUGUUCCGGACUUGAAGGCUGUAUGGGCCAUGGGCUCUGCCUGCAGCUUCUUCACGCGGCUGGAGUUGCUGCUAAGGGCGUUGCUCCUGCUGCUGGCAGGCAGAGAACUAGUGGGGGGAAAUAACGCCACCGAGCGCAAGACCCCCGUGUUAGUCGUUUCGGAGGGUGGUGAGAGGCUGCAGCUGGGCUCAGGAGAAGGAAGGAAUGGGGAAGACCUCCACGGGGACGCUAGUUUCCUGGACGUGUCACCUGUCAACCUUUACUCCUUCUCAAGUUCCAGUAACACCGCUCUAAAAGAAGGUAUAAAUAAUACAGUAGCCAAGGAGGUAGAAUUUGGAAUGUGCACAGUUACAUGUGGCAUUGGAAUUAGAGAAGUUAUAUUAACAAAUGGAUGUCCUGGGGGGGAAUCAAAAUGUCUUCUUCGAGUGGAAGAAUGCAGAGGACCAACAGACUGUGGAUGGGGCAGACCAAUUUCAGAAAGCCUUUCUACGGUAAAGCUUGCUUGUAUUUAUGUACCACCAGAGAACCGUUUCAAGUACAUAUGGAAAAUGCUCAUUCCUGACCAGCAAGCACUCAUUCUUCCCAAUGACUCAGCUGUCCUUGAAGUACACCGGGAAACUCACCCAGUAGCAUUCCAGUGUGACACAUCAGAAAACAAUGAAAUAAUUGCCUCUGUAAAGUAUACCGUAUAUACCACGGAUGAAUUGAAGUCAAGAAGAUUAAGCCGACCAGACACUGAUAUAAUACUGGUAUUUGUCCUGAUCACUGGUGUUAUCGUUUGUAUUGGUGUGAUCUUUGCAUUGGUCUUCAUAAUUAUUCACUGGGGUACUGUAAAAACAUUCUGGGCAACAAAAGGCUCUCUUUCAGAGAUGCACUCUGAAGAGAGCUCAGUAAGAUUCAAAGAUACAACUUCUAUGGAGCCAUUGCUAACAGAUACCGUUGGGACUGAAGAAGAUUGCUUGACUGAAUGGAAUGAGUGA